Molecule: messenger RNA, 546 nt
Organism: Penicillium pulvis
Lineage: Eukaryota; Fungi; Ascomycota; Eurotiomycetes; Eurotiales; Aspergillaceae
Exons: 2
Coding region: 1-546 (181 amino acids)
Source: RefSeq, a predicted model, not a curated record
AUGCAGUUCCGCAAUAUUCUCUCUGUUCUUCUGUUGCAGGUUGGCCUUGCAUCGGCCUUCCAUCAACGUGCCAAGCGAGGUUCCGAAACCGAUGCCACUCUCUAUGCCUACGGCACCAACGCCUCUGCCUGGCCCAUUGCUUACGACACCGCUGAUGGUCUUCUCUAUAUUGCGGAGGAUCCGUCAAACACAAGAGCCACCCUGAAACCUCUGACCUGGGAUUUGGCCUCCAUCACCGACGAAUGCUGGAUCGCCAAUGCCAGUUAUGUCAACGGUACCGCGGCCGGUUCGAUGUACAUUAUGGAACAGGACAAAUAUGCUGUUGGCCUACUGCCCAAGGCUCAAGCCGCCUACAUCAAUGGCACUGUCUCAGGCUUUGCGCUGUUUGCCUCGCAGCUAGUCUACAACAACAACACUUUGCUUGAAGCACAAUUCUGGGCCAGAGAGACUGACGUGGAUGGUGUCUAUGGUUUGACUUGGUCGGUGUCUGACGACUUCCCGAAUGGAGACUUCCCUGUUGUGGUCAAGGCUUCGGAGGACUCUUGA